Felis catus (domestic cat) is the source of this 1319-nucleotide messenger RNA. It is a transcript of the gene DUSP9, whose product is annotated as dual specificity phosphatase 9. Bases 1 to 1266 code for a protein of 421 amino acids. Gene Ontology annotation, biological process: protein dephosphorylation; negative regulation of MAPK cascade. NCBI's taxonomy places the organism in Eukaryota, Metazoa, Chordata, Mammalia, Carnivora, Felidae. Gene Ontology annotation, molecular function: MAP kinase tyrosine/serine/threonine phosphatase activity; protein tyrosine/threonine phosphatase activity. The record is from RefSeq and is a predicted model, not a curated record. Gene Ontology annotation, cellular component: cytoplasm; cytosol. The transcript is spliced from 3 exons.
AUGCGGGGUGGGCUUCACGUCUCGGCCCCUUGGCGGCCGGGCGCGGGGGACGCGAGCUCACGCCGCGCGCCUGCCCCUCUCUCCGCAGCGCCGGCGGGCGGACGGGCCGGGAGCCGCGAGCCCAUGGAGGGUCUGGGCCGUUCGUGCCUGUGGCUGCGGCGGGAGCUGUCGCCCCCGCGGCCUCGGCUGCUGCUCCUCGACUGCAGAAGCCGCGAGCUGUACGAGUCGGCGCGCAUCGGCGGGGCGCUGAGCGUGGCCCUGCCCGCGCUGCUGCUGCGCCGCCUGCGGCGGGGGGCCCUGUCGGUUCGCGCGCUGCUGCCCGGGCCGCCGCUGCAGCCGCCCCCGCCCGCCCCGGUGCUCCUGUACGACCAGGGCGGGGGCCGGCACCGGCGCGGGGAGGCGGACGCUGACGAGUGGGAGGCCGACUCGGUGCUCGGCACCCUGCUGCAGAAGCUGCGCGAGGAAGGCUACCUGGCAUACUACCUCCAGGGUGGCUUCAGCAGAUUCCAGGCAGAGUGCCCCCACCUGUGUGAGACCAGCCUCAGCAGCCGGGGUGGCCCAAGCACAGCCCCAGUGCCCAGCCCAGUGGUGGGGCUGGGCGGCCUGUGCCUGGGCUCGGACUACUCUGAUGCGGAAUCCGAGCCUGACCGCGACUCCAUGAGCUGUGGCCUGGAUUCGGAGGGUGCCACGCCGCCCCCAGGGGGGCUGCUGCCAUCCUUCCCUGUCCAGAUCCUGCCCAACCUCUACCUGGGCAGUGCCCGGGAUUCGGCCAACGUGGAGAGCUUGGCCAAGCUGGGCAUCCGCUACAUCCUCAACGUCACCCCCAACCUGCCUAACGUCUUCGAGAAGAACGGCGAGUUUCACUACAAACAGAUCCCCAUCUCCGACCACUGGAGCCAGAACCUGUCCCAGUUCUUUCCUGAGGCCAUCGCGUUCAUUGAUGAGGCCUUGUCGCAGAACUGCGGGGUGCUCGUUCACUGCCUGGCAGGCGUCAGCCGCUCUGUCACCGUCACUGUGGCCUACCUCAUGCAGAAGCGCCACCUCUCACUCAACGAUGCCUACGACCUGGUCAAGAGGAAGAAGUCUAACAUCUCACCCAACUUCAACUUCAUGGGGCAGCUGCUAGACUUCGAGCGGAGCCUGCGGCUGGAGGAGAGGCGCGCCCGUGAACGCAGCAGCGGGGGGCAGGAGUCGGCCGCCUCCGACCCACCGUCCUUCUUCACCACCCCCACCAGCGACGGUGUCUUUGAGCUGGACCCCACAUAGGGCGCCGUUCCACCCCCCCAUGGGUGCCCCUGACCACCCAUGUGCGGGGGUGG